UUUUAUUUCCUUCAUUUUCACCUUUUUUUUUCUUCUUUUAUAUAAUUCAUUUCCUUCUCAUUUCUCUCGCCACAUUCUCUCUCCUCAUGGCGCCGAACACCCGACAGCUCCAACUAACUUCCACCGCCGCCUCCGCCGUCCACGGCGAUCUCGAGGACGUCCGCCUCCUGGACUCCUACGAGAAGAACGACGUUGACGACGGAACGAAGCGAGUUCAGGUCAGAAUCUCCGGCAUGACCUGUGCCGCUUGCUCCAACUCCGUCGAGGCGGCUCUCAAGUCCGUCGACGGCGUCAUCGGCGCCUCCGUCGCCCUGCUCCAGAACAAAGCCGACGUCGUUUUUAAUCGGAGCCUCGUCAAGGAUGAAGACAUUAAGAAUGCGAUCGAAGAUGCAGGUUUUGAAGCUGAGAUUUUACCCGAACCCGGUUCGCUCGGAAACGGUACCACCUUGGUUGUGGGGCAGUUCACGAUUGGGGGAAUGACGUGUGCGGCGUGUGUGAAUUCCGUUGAGGGCAUUCUGAGGAACCUUUCAGGAGUGAAAAGGGCGGUGGUGGCUUUGGCUACUUCGUUAGGUGAAGUUGAGUAUGAUCCCAAUGUGAUUAGCAAAGAUGAUAUUGUUAGUGCAAUCGAAGAUGCUGGUUUUGAUGCUUCGUUUGUGCAGAGCAGUGGCCAGGAUAAGAUCGUUUUAGGUGUUGUUGGUGUGUGCGGUUUGGUUGAUGCUCAGGUUUUGGAAGGCAUGCUCAGCGGCAUGAAAGGGGUGAGACAGUUUCGGUUUGACCCGUUAUUGAGCGAACUGGAUCUUGUGUUUGACCCUCAAGUUAUCAGUUCUAGAUCGUUGGUUGAUGCGAUCCAGCUUGGAGGCAAUGGCGAGUUUAAAGUGCAUGUUAGAAACCCUUAUGCCAGAAUGGCUUCUAAAGAUGUUUCAGAGACCUCAACUAUGUUUCGGCUUUUUAUUUCCAGCCUUUUUCUUAGUAUUCCUCUCUUUUUCAUGGGGGUUGUUUGUCCUCAUAUACCAUUGAUAUACUCCUUAUUACUUUGGAGAUGUGGGCCUUUUCUCAUGGGUGAUUGGCUGAAGUGGGCAUUGGUGAGUCUCAUCCAAUUUGUGAUUGGUAAGCGCUUCUACAUAGCAGCUGGCAGAGCUCUUAGAAAUGGUUCAACAAACAUGGAUGUCCUCGUUGCUUUGGGAACUACAGCCUCUUAUGUUUAUUCUGUUUGUGCUCUUCUUUAUGGCGCUCUUACUGGAUUUUGGUCUCCAAUAUACUUUGAAACAAGUGCUAUGCUUAUAACUUUUGUACUGUUGGGCAAGUAUUUGGAAUGCCUUGCUAAGGGAAAGACAUCUGAUGCCAUUAAGAAGCUAGUAGAACUUGCUCCUGCAACAGCAUUAUUGGUUGUCAAAGAUAAAGGUGGUAGAUCUAUUGAAGAAAGGGAAAUCGAUUCCUUGCUCAUUCAACCUGGUGACACAUUAAAAGUUCUUCCCGGUACAAAGAUUCCUGCUGAUGGUAUUGUUUCUUGGGGUUCAAGUUAUGUAAAUGAGAGUAUGGUGACCGGUGAAUCUAUACCUGUUUUGAAGGAGGUCAAUGCAUCUGUUAUUGGAGGUACAAUCAAUCUGCAUGGUGUCCUUCACAUUCAAGCUACCAAAAUAGGAUCUGAUACAGUUUUGAGUCAGAUAAUUAGUUUGGUGGAGACAGCCCAGAUGUCAAAAGCUCCCAUUCAAAAGUUUGCUGAUUAUGUGGCAAGCAUAUUUGUUCCUACAGUUGUGACUUUAUCAUUAUUGACACUAUUGUGUUGGUAUAUUGCUGGGGCUCUUGGAGCUUACCCCGAAGAAUGGCUGCCAGAAAAUGGAAAUCACUUUGUUUUUGCUCUUAUGUUUUCGAUAUCUGUUGUGGUGAUUGCAUGUCCCUGUGCACUUGGUUUGGCAACACCAACUGCUGUCAUGGUGGCAACAGGCGUUGGGGCUAAUAAUGGUGUGUUAAUUAAAGGAGGGGAUGCCUUGGAGAGGGCUCAGAUGGUGAAGUAUGUUGUAUUUGAUAAAACAGGAACUCUAACUCAGGCAAGAGCCACCGUUACUACUGCCAAGGUGUUCACAGGAAUGGACCGUGGAGAAUUUCUUACAUUGGUGGCUUCUGCUGAGGCUAGUAGUGAACACCCACUGGCAAAAGCAAUAUUACAAUAUGCCCGCCAUUUUCAUUUCUUUGAUGAGUCCUCUCCUACCAGUGAUGCCCAGAAUGAUGCUAAGAAGUUUAUGUCAGGGUGGCUUUAUGAUGUCUCAGACUUCUCUGCUCUUCCGGGAAGAGGUGUUCAGUGCUUUAUAGAUGGAAAGCGUAUUUUGGUUGGUAAUAGGAAGCUGCUGGCAGAAAGUGGCAUUAAUAUUUCUACCGAAGUGGAAAAUUUUGUGGUAGAGCUGGAAGAAAGUGCGAAGACAGGGAUACUGGUAGCAUACGAUGAUGUAUUAACUGGAGUCUUAGGGGUUUCAGACCCACUAAAGCGAGAAGCUUCUGUUGUUAUUGAGGGCCUCCAGAAAAUGGGAGUUGUACCUAUUAUGGUUACAGGAGAUAACUGGAGAACAGCUCGAGCUGUUGCCAAGGAGGUUGGCAUUCAAGACGUUAGAGCAGAGGUUAUGCCUGCAGGAAAGGCUGAGGUUGUUCGUUCAUUCCAAAAGGAUGGAAGUAUAGUUGCAAUGGUGGGUGAUGGUAUCAAUGACUCUCCUGCAUUAGCUGCUGCAGAUGUUGGCAUGGCAAUUGGGGCUGGGACAGAUAUUGCAAUAGAAGCUGCUGACUAUGUGCUGAUGAGAGAUAAUUUGGAAGAUGUGAUCACAGCCAUCGAUCUUUCCCGGAGAACCUUUUCUCGUAUUCGAUUAAAUUAUGUAUUUGCAAUGGCCUACAAUAUUGUUGCUAUACCCGUUGCUGCAGGAGUUUUAUAUCCUUCACUGGGGAUCAAGCUUCCACCAUGGGUUGCCGGUGCAUGCAUGGCUCUGUCUUCUGUGACUGUUGUAUGCUCUUCUUUGCUUCUAAGAAGAUAUAGAAAACCCAGACUUACUACAAUACUUGAAAUAAUUGUAAAUUAAGGAGAAAUUAAUGAGAAUAACUUCUGAGGGUGCAAAUGAGUUUGACCCCUGUAAUUCCAAUUUUGUACAAUUUUUUAUUUUUAUUUUUUUCAGAUCCUCUGCAUUC
This is a messenger RNA of Gastrolobium bilobum, 3168 nucleotides long. Its product is annotated as copper-transporting ATPase RAN1-like. Gene Ontology annotation, molecular function: ATPase-coupled monoatomic cation transmembrane transporter activity; ATP binding; ATP hydrolysis activity. The transcript is spliced from 9 exons. Bases 87 to 3062 code for a protein of 991 amino acids. Lineage: Eukaryota; Viridiplantae; Streptophyta; Magnoliopsida; Fabales; Fabaceae. Gene Ontology annotation, cellular component: membrane. The record is from RefSeq and is a predicted model, not a curated record. Gene Ontology annotation, biological process: monoatomic cation transport.